Messenger RNA from Tachysurus fulvidraco (yellow catfish), 8255 nucleotides. RefSeq names its product DLC1 Rho GTPase activating protein (gene dlc1). Bases 1112 to 6079 code for a protein of 1655 amino acids. The record is from RefSeq and is a predicted model, not a curated record. The transcript has 19 exons. Gene Ontology annotation, molecular function: GTPase activator activity; lipid binding; protein binding. Lineage: Eukaryota; Metazoa; Chordata; Actinopteri; Siluriformes; Bagridae. Gene Ontology annotation, biological process: actin cytoskeleton organization; signal transduction; regulation of Rho protein signal transduction. Gene Ontology annotation, cellular component: focal adhesion; membrane raft.
ACAGAGAGGGCAGAAAGUAGAGAGAGUAAGCAGAUGACUGCAAAUAAAAAAAAGACAGAGAUUGCAAGAAAAAGAGAGAGACAGAGAGAGGAAAGAAAGAGAAAGACAUGACUCAGUCUUGGAAAUUGUCUAGAGAGCAUGGAGCAGUAGAGGAAGAGUGCAGUCAGAUCUGCGUCAGCUAAAACCUGCUAAUACGAUCAAGAUGAGUGUCUGCUGCUGCUGCUUCUCGAGCUUCUCGAGCUUUGCUCAGGCUUUAUUCGUCCCUUUUUUGAUAAUCCUCUGCCUGUCUGUGGCCUAGUCGAAAACAGCCACCACACCUGAUCAGAGAAGUCUAUUGAAACGGAGGAGAGGGGAUCAAGAGGCGAGGAACGGAAAGAAACUUUGACUUUGUGGAAGUUUUACAUAUGAAGAGUCAAGAAACGCAAAUUACUUCCUUUCAUUGAAGUCUGGAUUGAACAGUAAUACUUUGUUUGCUGAAACAAAGUUUUCGGUUUUCUUUUCUGUUAAAAAAUGCUUUUCUGCUCCACAACCGAGCUGUAAAAAGCUCGCCCUGGAUGCAUGCGAUCCCAGUGACUCAGAUGACUUCAGAACAGGGACGGUUGUGUCAAGAGUGAUCUCACCCCCCUGGUGAGGACAGUGGGUAACAGGCCGUACCAUCACCAGGACCAAACAUCACUGACCAUCAGACUGACAGACACCAGCAAGGAGAAAAAACAAGUGCUAGGGAAGCACGGUACAGAAAUCUGCUUUAUUUUAUAUUUCUGUCUCCUUCAGUGGCCAUGAACAGUCAUGAAUGGCUCUGCAUAUAGUCUGACGAAGAGAAGGAACAACCUCCUCCUGGGAUCAACCAAGUAACCAGAUGUUCCCUGCAGAUAGAUUCCGCUCUCCAGAUGUGAGAGGAACGCUCUGAUUAGGGAACGACUCCCUCGGCCUCUAACCGCCAACUUUGAGAUCAUCUGUGUUCACUCUGUUCUUGACAGGAUUGCAACAGAUCCAGAGCCUGUCGUGGGAAUAGAUUCUGGAUAGGAUGCCAGUCCAUCACAGGGUCUGCUUUAGAGCUUUGUGUGGGUGCCUGUAGCAGGGAUCUAUGGAAUAACAGAGGUCACUGGCCAUGCCUGUAGCCUUGCGCACAAGGAGCUGGGAUUAUCAUGUAACCCCACACUCGAGGAAACAGUACAGCUAUGAUGACCUUGACCUAGUUUGUUGCCAUGCCGGUGUUGGAGGGACUGGUUCCCCCGCAGGUCACAGGGGGCGUGAAAGAUGCGCAUCCAUGCCAGAAUGCUGCCGUCAUCAUCCUGGCUUUGAUAGCUGUCCUGAGGAAGACAGGAACCAGAGGAGAACUUUAUCUGGUACAUUCAAGGGUAUAACAGCUAGCUAUGAAGGUAACAGCCAAAUAGUUACCAAAAGUCACACUUUUGUUAAGGUCAGGAAAUCGAAUGCAGAUGAAGACAAUAUCCACACGAAAGACUGUCCAUCAAGUCCCAACUGUUCAGCACCCAUUUCCAAUCACUUUCUUUAUAAAAGCUUUGAUGAGACCGACGAAAAGAUCACUAGCAAAUCUAUGGCCACAUCCUCUUGCAAUUCUUCAACAAAUGCUGCAGAAGAACAGGCCAAGAAUCUUGAUUGCUCUACAACAGAAUCAGAAACCAAGUAUGCCUCCAAAGAUAAUGCUAAAGUCGACAUUGAUGUGGCAACAGAAUUAACAGGAAAGCCUGCAACUAGCAGUGAGCCAACAGUAGAAGGUAACAGUGUUGAUCUGGUAGUAGAAGCAAGUCUGCUACAUCACCAACAGGUAAUGAGGCUAGGAGUAGAGGCAACAGUCAAUGAUACAUUUGAUCCGGAGAUUUCGCUUGUACCUUAUGAUGCCAUUACAAAUACUGCCCUGACCACAGAGAUCAAGCAGUCUGAAGAAUCUCAAAUACCCAAUAAUAUUGUUGUUCUCCUCAAUUCUAACAUUCCAAAUGACCAGGUAGUCACAAGUGAAGACGUUCUGCAGGCUCACAACCUUAAAGAAUACACAGAACUUGAGUUUUCCUCAUGUGAAUCUAGAAGUACUAGUAAUCCUGACACCUACAGAGACUGCCACACCAAACUGGACACAAUUCCUGAGGUAUCCUUUACAGAGUUGGGGGAGGAAGUGCUGACUCCGAUGAUGGAGGACAUGCCUGGCCCCCACGUUACCACAACUUCAAUGGGUCUUAAGGGUUCUGGAAACAAUAAAGGUAGUUCUGUAGAAAUGGAGAUUCAGAAGGAUACACAUGAGGCAGGAAUUCUAGGAAACUUCCAAAGGAACAUGGCUUUGGCCUCGAAAAAGCCUGAGACUUCAAUUAAAAGCAGAAUGGAAACCUCUGAUCAUGUGAUGAUUCUUCAGAUGAGUCCAAAUAUGGAUGAGGAUGACGCUAACCCUCAGGAAGUUCCUGUCAGGCUUCGAACACAGAAGAGCUCACGACAAGAUAAAGACCUGGAAAGAUCUCAGCUGGACUCCAUGGUUCUGCUCAUAAUGAAGCUUGAUCAGUUGGACCAGGAGAUCCAGGAUGCUUUAGGCUCCACCUCCUUUGACAAUGACAUACUCACUGCCAAGAAGAGCUUUAUUUCUGAAGUGGAUUUGGUGUCACUGGAUGGAGAACGAAGUCUCUCUGAAUCUCUGCAUUCCCUCAACACUCCUCAUCAUCAGUCUUCAUCGUCGCUGUGUUCCGUCAGAAACAGGACAUUAGCUGCGUUGUCAGAGAAAGACCAAGCAGAAAUCGAGGCGAAGGAGGCAUGUACGUGGCUCCGCGCUGCUGGUUUCCCCCAGUACGCUCAGCUCUAUGAAGAUGGUCAGUUUCCUAUCCAGAUCUCAUCAGUCACCAGAGAUCACGACUUUCUGGAUCGAGAUGCCAUUGAAGCACUUUGCAGGAGACUAAACACUCUGAACAAGGGUGCUAUGAUGAGGCUGGAGAUCACUCCUCAGAGAAAAAGAAGUGAAGACUCUGAUGAAGAUGAGCCCUGUGCCAUCAGUGGCCGUUGGACUUUCCAACGGGACAGCAAGCGCUGGUCUCGUUUGGACCAGUUGGACCUGGAUGUCUUCACGUCUUCAGAAGGAGAUGCUAUUUCUGUUCCUACAUUCCUUUCCUCCCAGGAUCAGUGCUUGCCUGGUGGACACCUGCUUCGAGAGAGGGUUAGUGUUAGUGCCGAAAGUGUGCUAACAGAUCUUAGUGAGCAGCCAGAAGUGGGAUCGUUGCACAGUGCCGGAAGUGGUGGUCAUGGAGGGUCACGUAGUAUUACGGUGCCAUCCAGCCCAGCUAACACCAAUUUCAAUGUAGCUACAGCCUCUACAACUCGUGCGAGCUCUGUUGCUAGUGUGUGCUCUUCUGGAACAUCUGGUGCCAAUGAGGAUUCAUUUUCCGAAGGGAUUCCAUCACCGCUUGAACAUGGAACAUUUGCAUUUGAUGCCAGAACCUUCUCAGGAAGUAGUGGAGAUGGUAAAAGUACACGGUCAAGAGCCAAGAGCUUUUUGAAGCGUAUGGAAAGCCUACGACUGCGUAGUAGCAGCAUGUCUUCAAAGCGUAAAAAGAAAUGCGUAGUCAUCAAUGGAAGGCUAGAGAUUAGCGGCCCAGUGUUGAAGGAAGGUCUGGAUGAGGACAAGCUGCGACAGCUCAACUGUUUUGACAUUUCCACAAUGGAUCACACCGAGACCCACAACCGCAGCAUCUCUUACUCCACACAGACAAGCAGUGGAAGCACCGGCAGCAGCAAUUCAGAGACUAGCAGUGGAAGUGCUGUGAGUACACCCAGUCCGAUCACGAGGGCUCGGAGCCACAGCACAGCAGCGGGCUCAAUCAAGCGGGUCGGGAUGUACCUGGAAGGGUUUGACCCAUUCAGUCUUGUUCAGGACAACGAGAACCUGGGGAUCCGGAACUGUGAAAGAAUGCUUGAGCCGAGCAUGACCACAGAGAACAACUUACGAAACCGCAAAAGGAUUAAUGAGAGGCAAGUGGAUCAUACGAGGAUAGAUGAAGAGUCUGGAGUAAUCUACUUUUACCUUCCCGAUGGUCACAAACCGGGUACAUUUCCCAAGUUACUAGCCGACGGGGGUUCUUUUCAACGCAGUGACAGCAGGCCUCACCGCAGUUCUUCCACUUCAUUAGACAGUCGGUUGAGUUUUUAUGACAAUGUACCCUCUGAAAUAGGAGAUGAGGAAGAGGAUGAACCCGAGGCAGAGGAGGAGGAGCCAAAGAUCGAGGAUGUGCUAGAGCGGGUGACUGGCUUGCAGCGACUGGUCAGCACAUGGACAGAAACAGGGCCUGGAGAGGAAGAAGAGGAGGAAGAGGAAGGAGACUCGGACUCAGCCUUGGAUUCUGCCUCCCCUUGCCCUUCAUCACCGCUACAGAAUCGCUUGAUGGAGACAGAGAAUGGAAGCGACCAGGAGAGCACAGGAAACCCACUAGGCGAGCAGGACGACACUGUUAGCGCAAGAGAGAGACGAGAUUCUGGCAUGGGAGCAACACUCACCCGGGCUAACAGGCCUCAGAAGCUGCGCUGGCCCAGUUUCCAGAACUCACACCGGCCGAGCAUGUCAUCGUCCACACUGCAGCUCGACUGUCAGUCAGUACUGCAGAUGAAUCUGCUGCAGAAAUACAGCCUGCUGAAACUCACAGCUCUGCUGGAGAAACACACACCUACAAAUAAACACGGCUUCAGUUGGGCCGUACCCAAGUUCAUGAAGCGUAUGAAAGUGCGUGACUCGAAGGAGAGGAGUGUGUUUGGAGUACCGCUGCAGGUGAAUGUGCAGAGAAGUGGACAGCCGUUACCGCAGGGCAUUCAACAGGCCAUGCGCUACCUCCGCAACCACGGCCUUGACCAGGUGGGCUUGUUCAGGAAGUCAGGGGUGAAAUCACGCAUUCAGGCUCUACGCCAAAUGAACGAAUCAUGCGGCACUGAAGGGGGCGGAGUCAGCUACGAGAGCCAAUCAGCUUACGAUGUGGCAGACAUGCUGAAACAGUAUUUCAGAGAUCUACCUGAACCUCUGUUCACCAGCAAACUGUCUGAUACGUUCCUGCAGAUCUAUCAGUUUAUUCCUGUGGAACACCAUCUGCAGGCGGUGCGUGCCGCUGUGUGUUUGCUGCCUGAUGAGAAUCGUGAUGCUCUACACACACUGCUGUGUUUCCUGAGUGAUGUAGAGGCCAAUGUGAGUGAGAAUCAGAUGACCUGCACCAACCUCGCUGUGUGUCUCGCACCAUCACUGUUCCACCUGAACACGGCGCGCCGGGACGCCUCCUCACCCAGAGUGAUGAGCAGGAAGAAUCCUCUGGGGAAACCGGACCAAAGAGACCUGAAUGAAAACCUGGCAGCGACACACGGCCUCAGUCACAUGAUCCAGGAGUGCAGGAAACUCUUCCAGAUCCCAGAGGAACUGUGCCACUGCCGGAACUCCUACGUCGAACAGGCGUUAAUUCCACUGCGCAUGGAGGACCUUCUGGACGAUGGCCAUGGCUACAGAAGCCUCGUUAAAGAAAGCAUGGAUGCGCUACUUAAAGAAGCUAGGGAAAAGUUCAAAGGCUACUACACCUGCUCAACACCCGAACACGCCGAAUUGGCGUAUAAGAAGGUGCACGAUGGCUGGUCUUUGCGUCAGUGGAAGGUGUGUGUGGACGUGGCGGCCGGAGCAGAUGAGGUUCUGCAGCGAAUCGUUCGUGAGCAGGAACGAUGGGAUGAAGAUCUGCUUGAGAGCCGAGUGAUCAAAACACUCGACAACAACACGGACAUUUAUCAGUACAUCCGUGACAACAUGGCGCCAAAUCCAGUCACUGACUACGUGGUGCUGAGGUCAUGGGUGACGGACCUCCCCAAAGGUGCGUGUGCAUGUGUCUGUGUGUCAGUGGAGCACGAAGCUGCAGCGGUACACGGUGUGCGGGCCAAUGUGAUGACAUCACGCUACCUCAUAGAACCAAGCAGCUCAAACAAGAGCCGUGUCACACACAUCUCCAGAAUAGACCGCAGGGGUCGGUGUCCAGAGUGGUAUAACAAGCUGUAUGGCCACCUGUGUGUCUCUGAACUGGUGCGGAUACGAGACUCCUUCACCUGCCCACUGGACAAAUAAACACACACCUACACACACCUGGACCAUUGAUGACGAAGAGUCUAUAAAUCACACACUGGCUUACGAAGACGGCACGUUGAUCCUUCGAGCUACUAUCAGAGGUCAUGACCUUUUGCAUUCUAAGAUAAAAGUUCACAUGGUUUAAAUGGUUAGUUUAGGGUGCUAUUGCUUCUGAGAAGCAAGAUGAAUGUGUGUGUGCGCGCAUGUGCGCAGUAUGAGUCUGUUGGUGACAAAUGAGACAUAUUCCAUGCACUGGCACCCUAGUAGAGAAUAGUAUGUUGUUCAACUUUACGUGCGUGUUAUAUGUAAGUUUCUGCACGAUUAUUUACAGCUCUUUCACAAUAUCUGUCAAUAUGAUGGAUGGAUGGAUGGAUGGAUGGAUGGAUGAAUGUUUAUAGAUAAAGGACAGAUGUCAGACUCAGCGGUGGCUGGAACACCUUGAAAAUGAAAGGAGGAGUGACAUGUGAUCGUUGGCUCUGCAUGUCCGAGUGCGCAAACAAGAACCGCUUUCAUUUCAUCACUUAUAUAAACUAGACAUAACUUUAUUCAGAUCAGACUGAUGAAUAUUUAAGGUUUCUAAAUCAGGGCUUUAUUUUUCUCGGAUCAACAGUUUUUGAUUCGGAUCGUGCCGUAUUUUUAUGAUCACUGGAUUUGGGGCUAUAUAAAGAUUCAUAUUUGACUUAUUUUGAAUCCUUAUUUACGCUUGUUGUCAAGGUUACAUUCCAGCAUAGUUACCUCAUAUUAUUAUUAUUAUUAUUAUUAUUAUUAUUAUUAUUAUAUUUAUUAUUACUUUAAAACUGUGAUUAAUAACGACUCUUUUCAGUAGUCGUGGUGCAAAAUUUUAUCGUUUUUACGAAUGAUAUUAUUUAAAGAAUCUUUACAUACCGUCGACCUCAAAUUGUAUUCUGGAAUAUUGUUAAUAUCGUCGUCUGUUAUUAACACCACGUUUCUUUUGCAUAUUUAUCGCACACUGUGUUUAUCAUUCGCUAAAUUGUACCUAACGUUUAUCUCCUGAUGGAACAGAAACGGUUCUUGUUGGUUAACUCAGACUUUUUUUUUUAACGAAGGGAAAAUGUUACUGGACCAAAAGCUAGAGAAUUCUCGGUUGAUUUUCUGAGAAAAAACAAACAAACAAACAAAUGAGGAAGUGAACAAAAGAAGGAACCGGAGAAGAUUUGUGGUAAAGAGAGAAAGCUGGAGUCAUAGAGAUGAGUAGAAUAUGCAAAGAAGAGAAGGGAAGUGAUAGAGAAACGUAAAGAGGGAUCAGGUUUUCGGAGGGCAGAGUAGCUUUAAAGCACAACAGCAGCUCAGCAGCUACGCACAACGUGUGUGUCGUCUGUUUUAUUGUUUGUCUGACGAUAUUUAACCCUGCGUUCGCACUAGCAAGUGUUAAGUAGCUGGUGUCAUGUGUAGUUAGUUGCUUGAUUGUGGGUGUGGCCUUCAGGCUACUAUACAUUUUAUACAUCAGAUUUGUUUCUUUAGAGACGUUUAACGAGAAGUUUGUAAGCGAGGAACUGAAGGAACCUUUGAUUUUGUCAUGGCUCGGUGGCACGAGCGUAGGUAGGAAACGAAGUUUAAUUGCUACUUUGUCGCUUGCUAGCGUGAACAUAGAGUCAGUCAACAGUUGCGUGGUCAUCACCUUGCAGUCGCUAGUGACUAUGUUGGCUCUGCCCUCGCGUGCUAGUGGCUGCAUUAUCAAACCUUAAUACUCAGUCUAAAGGGAUAGAAAGUGAGUUGAUUUUCAUUCUCAGUGUUAAUAUAAAUGAAGUAAUUCUGCAGAAAAACACUUAUUUAUGCUCAUAAACUCACUCGUAACAAAUAAAACACAAACGCUGCUUUGGAUUUUCUCUCUUAAAAAUGUCAUUUUACACAAAAACGGUUAUCACUUGUAAACCAUCUGAAUGUUGCCUUGUUGUACAGAGAAACUGACAGUAAUCUGAAAGCUGUGCAUCAUUAAAUCUCAUAACGGUGUGUGUACAUUAACACAGCGCAUGGCUGAGCAUUAAUUUAAAGCUUUGUGUAUUUAAACAGAUAUAUUGGGAUUUGAUUUUGUAUCUUAUUGUAAAUGUUUCUGCUUAAAGUUACAGAAGAUGAGAAAAUGGUUUAUCUUUUAUAUUAUUAAUAUUAUUUCUGUACAGAUUAUUUGCAAAGUGCACUAUUAAAGGUAUUAAAAUCA